GGUUAGGGCGGGGCAGACCGCUCUCCCCUGGCCAGCGAGGGCCACACACCCACCCCCCACCCCGGACCCACUGCCCCUGCCUAAGAUCCUGAAGGCCAGGGUGGGGCGUGUCGGGCACUGAGGUCUGAGGGGGCAGAGCCAGCCUGGGACUGUGUGGGGACACGCCGGGGUCCAGCACGGGAAGGGUCUCAGGUUGAUGAGGAGGCCCUGGGGUGAGCCCCAGUCCCGCUGCCAGAGCCAGGGCCCUCGCGGCCAGGGGCAGCAGUGAACCCACGGGGCUGGGGGCCGCCCGUCUGCUCGUCACUAACGUGGCCUUUACGUUGUAAAGUGUGCAAACUUACACCUGUGUCAGCCACGUGUCCCACGUUUCUAACCCUGCGAGCGGGCCAUGGUGUGGCCGAAAUGGGGAUGGGUGCCCGAAAUGCCCUGGUCCUUACGUGGACCUGCCCCUGGAAGGUCAGCUACCCCAGGGCAGCGGGCCCGAGUUGGCGGAGAGACGGGGUGACUGCCAGUCGUCGGCAGGACCCCAGCAGUUGUGGUUCACACCAGCAAGUACCCUUUGCUAUGACCGUCGUGUAGGAAGCCUAAGUGACGCUCUUAGGAGGCGAAACACAGUAGGCGGGAAAUGCGGUUUGCUUGUUCAAGCCCUAGGAGCGAUUUUAAGAGGUCAUUGUAUAAAAAUAUUUGUUCUUCUCUCAGCUUAAAAAUCCAAAGCUGUGUUAUCUCUGGAGGAGGAGGGGAAGGGGGAGCCGGCGGUCACAGCACAGGGGCCGCUGCAUUUCCACUACCUCCGACCGAUAAAAGUCCGAGCACAGGGCUUCCCUGCUGGCGCAGUGAGAGUCCGCCUGCCGAUGCAGGGGACACGGGUUCGUGCCCCGGUCCGGGAAGAUCCCACAUGCCGCGGAGCGGCUGGGCCCGUGAGCCAUGGCCGCUGAGCCUGCGCGUCCGGAGCCUGUGCUCCGCAACAGGAGGGGCCACAGCAGUGAGAGGCCCGCGUACCGAAAAAAAAAAAAAAAAAAAAAGUCCGAUUACAGCCACUCCUUCUCAGGCUCUCAGGAGGGCCGAGCUCCCCAGAGAGGAAACCAACCUAUAACCUGCUCAGGAAAUACUGCAAGUAGCCACAGUGUGUCCCCAGUAGUGCCGGCCACGGACCUUCCCACCCAGCACCGAUGGGUUUGCGAGGCAGGAUGGAGGGCAGGGACGCACCGAGCGCUGCACUGCCAGCCGCCGUGCACACACCCGCCCCAGGCGCCAGGCCCGGUGGGGCUCCCGGACAGCAUGGAGGGGAUGCGCCGCCCGGAGCCGGAGCCACGCGGAACACAGCUCGCUGUCUACAGGGUAAAAUGAGACGAGGUGCGGCCUCCCGAGUGAGGGCGGGGCACCCGCCAGGCCUGGGCGCCCACACUUGGAAGCAAGAGCCAGGAGGCUGGUGCCGCCGGGCCCGCAAGCGCCAAGGUGACGUGGACGCAGGAGGCGGGGCCGAGCGCCUGUGGGACACGCCCCCCAGCCGGGCGGGAGAGGAGUCCGCGCACGGAGGGCCCGCGCGAACCCGCGGACCCACGGCUGAGCUCGCGCCCGGGCCCUGAGCCUUUGCCUGGGACGCCAGACCGCAGCCGCCGGCCUCGCUGCCGCAGAGCCUCCGGGCCAGGCGCCCCAACGACGCCCCCACUGCAGGGGUGCGUCCAGGGCAAGGAGGGGGCUGUUCCCCGGAGGGGCUCCAGGCAUCGGCGAACUGGGCCUGCUGAAAUCCGCAAGGCGGAGGAGGGGGCGAGGGGCGCCCUGGCCGCGAGGUGGCGUCAGGCCGGUCGUGCAGCGGGUUCCCGCCCGUGUCGGCCCCGCCCCGGCCCGCGCCUGUCCCGCCCUCCGCUCCCACCGGCGCGAACCCCGACUUCCGGGGGCGGCUCGCGGUCCAGACAGUGACCUGUGAGUGUUUGGCGAUCACUUAGAGGCCAGCUGAAGAAAGGCAGCAAAGGAAAUAGUCUCUUCGCGUGCGGGGGCAGCUUCUGCCCGGCCUGCUACUCCUCCCGGAGCCACGCACGAGCCCAGCCUGGAGCCUUACGGGCUGAGCCCUGCAGGUGCGCCCAGAACCCCGAAGAAAGCAGGGCGUUUCUUAGAAAGCGGACAAAGGGGGAACCCGCGAACACACUGAUAUUUUUACUUUAUGAUAACGAGGCACUGGGGGCAGGUGUGUGUUUCUCAUUCCACAGCUGCUUUGGAGCAAAGAAAAACCAGGCUCUCUUUUUACUGAUUCUUUCCUUCCUGCCAAAUACACGUUACAGGAAGCAGCAGGUUUGAAGAUCUAUCUGGAGCGGCCCUGUGUCUUCUAAAAACGGACACACUUGCACACAUACACAGACAUGCACAAGCACACACGUGUGCACACACGUAGGGGCUGCUGAAGAUUUUCCGGAAGAAGCCCACCGUAGAUCCCUGCCAGAAAACCACUGAGCCGAACCAUCCGGGCCCUUCCAUCUGAGGUCGACGCAGCGCCCUUCCCGCUGAGAGCUGCCAAGUUCUGAAGUAGUCUCUGAAGACCCAAGGUAGCCUCAGCCUUGGCCUUCAGGGCUUUGUUUCUAGGUGGCCAGGGCCAGCCUGGGGGUGGCGGCACAGCCGCAGGUCAGCAGACGUCCCGGAGCCCGUGUGCGAAGAGGAUGCACAGCACCUAAUUCUCACCCACAGGGAACUCAGACCAGAGACAAGGAAAGUGUGCGGACGAGCCGGCCCAGGGCGGGGGCCGGGUGCCGGGGAGAAUGGGCGUGACGGAAAGCUCCCUCCAAGGAAGGUUGCUUAACACUGGGCAGGGGGCCCAGGUCCCCAUGAAGGAUGGCGCUGGAGGACGGCAGGGGUCGGGGGACACGGUCCAGGGGAGGGACAGCGUGCAAGACAGCGAGGACCAGCGAAAAAGCAGGAACAGAAAGCGGGGCACCUGCCGGAGCUGGGCCCUCACCCCCUCUGUCCGGCAGGUAUCCCCGGCCCCGAGGUCUGUGAGCUGAAAGGAUCCCGAGUAGCUGUUCUGGCCACCAAAUUCUGUAGGAGGUCCUCCGGGAUGGCGGCUUGCAGAGGCAUCCUGCUGGGUCUCCUGUCAAAAACUUUAUUUAAAGCUCAGAGCUCACAGCUCACGAGGCUCACGCUAUCUCGCCGAGGUCACCAAAAUGCAGCUUCCCGUAAUUGUUUACUGACAACUGCUCCAUGCAUGAGCCCGGGGCUGGAUCCUGUGCCCCUUUCUCCUCACCGGACAAAGACCUUUCCCAGCCAGAGGACUCCCACCGCUGGCAACGCCCCUCAGAGGAGCCAGGAGGAGCGUCCUGGAGGGUGUGGUGUGGUUCAGAUCUCACCUCCGGGGCUGGGUCGCCGCCCCCCACACACACACCGGCCCUCAGCUCCUGCUGCUUCCAACCCCACCUGCUGCCACCAGGAGGACGCAAGGGGUCCCUGCUCCUGGCACAGUGACAGUAGAGGCAACGCCAAGGCCUCCCGCCGCAUGCCACGGAGCGGGCAGAGGCCCUGCGGGGAACCUGUGGGGGGCAGGGGGCCUUUGACGCCCUGCACCGGCCUGCAGAGGGCUGAUGUGAAGAGUCGGGGCGGGCGGCCUCCUGGGCCCGGGAUGCGUGAGAACGCCGGUCAGAACUGGGGUGGCAGCGCCCACACCCCGCAGGUGGCCCGUCAGCAUCCUCGCAGGCUGACGACAGACCCGCUGCUUCCUCCUCAGAGCCUGAAGGUCAUGGGAAGGACCUCAGAAGCGACACGGAAGAUGCCCGCUGCCAGGCAAGCCCGGAGGAGCAGCGCCAGGACGCCGCUGGGCAGGUGCGGGGGCGUUGGAAGGAGGCGGAGCCCGAGGCCAGCGGCCAGGAGGAGCCGGACGGCAGGGAGGGCGCAGAGAAGCGCGCCCUGGAGGCCAAGGUCAGGCCGUGGUCCUUUCAUGUGCACGCGCUGCCGGCCCUGCGCCUUGGAGUCCUGCCUCUGUUUAUCCGUUCGGUGUCUUCUUACAGGAAGGGGAGCCAGAGUCCGUACAGCUGGGUGACCUCCUGGAAAAAGAGAAGCCAUCUGUGUUUGUGGAGGUUGAUCUGGGAGACGGAUCAGAGGAGGUAAAAAAACCCCAAAGUUCGCAAAGCCAAACCAGCCACCGGGAAACGCCUUGCUUGGAGCCAUGCGGCGUUCCCAGGAGCUUGCCCCGUCACCAUCACCACAAGCACGGGUGUGCUGGAGGCUGAGGCAGAGAUGGGGCCCUGGCCAGGGGACCAGAGAGCACCUCACCUCUUUCUCAUUUUCCCUCACGCCAGCCCACCACAUUCCUGCACCUCCAUAGAUUCCAGGGCCUGGGUCAACCCUCGAGGUACCCAGGGGCCCUGAGAACCUCUUGUGAGAUUGUGCUGGGGUGGUGAAAGGGCACAAGCUGAGGAGCUGGGAGACCCAGCCUCCACAGCUCUCCAGUGAAUGCUCAAACAAGCCACCAUACCUCUCCAUGCCUCACUUUUCUCAUCUGCAAAAUGGGGGUCUUAGUAGCACCCACAGUCCAGCGUUGUUUUGUGACACCCUCAGAACACUGCCUGGUACCCAGGAAGUCCCAGCAUUAGAUAUCAUCUUCACCACCUACACCACCACCACCAUCAUCACUAUCUUCAUCACCAUCAGCGUCAUCAAAACUACCACCCCAAUCAUCAUCUUCAUCGCCAUCAGCAUCCCUAUCCCCAUAAUCUUCAUCACUAUCCCCAUCGCCUACACCACCACGGUCAUCAUCACCAUCAUCACCGCCAUCAUCACAUCUUCACCAUCAUCACAUCACCACCAUCAUCACCAUUACCACCAUCAUCAUCACCAUCAUCAUCACCAUCAUCAUCACCAUCAUCAUCACAUCAUCACAUCACCACCAUCAUCAUCACCACCAUCACCAUCAUCAUCACCAUCACCACCAUCAUCAUCAUCACGUCUUCACCAUCACCACCACCGUCACCACCUACACCACCAUCAUCAUCACCAUCAUCACCAUCACCACCAUCACCAUCACCAUCACCAUCGUCACCACCAUCAUCACAUCUUCACCAUCGUCACCAUUGUCACAUCAUCAUCACCAUUAUCACCAUUUUCUGUAAAAGGAAGUGGUUAACCCCAUGGCCUGAUUGGGCCUUUCCAACACAGAUAUUCUCCAUUUCUCUGCUCUAGUGAGCAGCCAUCUCUUUGGAAGUUUUUUGAAAUUCUCUCCUGGCAAAUGUAAGCCCCUACCCGGGGGUUGCUUUUUUCCUGAUCGCACCUUCUAUAUCUGCCCUCAGAACAUGCUGUACGAUGAAGAGAGCUGGUUAUUGACCGCCUCCACACACAAGGCUACCUCGGGGCACCACAGGCUUCAAGGACUCAUGAAGAAUCAGUCAGGGGCAGAGCUGGGACUUAGGGUCCAGGUCUUCUGACCUACAGUCCAGGGGUCAUGGUAGCUCACAUCCAGGCACAGUUCCUUGGUCAGGGUCCCCUAGUUAGAAAUUCCCACUUGACGGUGCCCCGUCUCGUGGGAGGAUGCUCAGUGCAGUCUCCACGCCCCACCUCGUCCUUGGGCAGGUUCAGCAGGUCCGGCCCUGGUCCCUGUCAUGACCCCCUCGCCUGUCCCCUCAACUACUCCCACCACAUCCCACAGGUGAUCACAUGUGCCAUGAAAGAAGAGAAGCAGUCCCAGAUGGACAUGGGGGAUUUGUCAGAGGACGAGUGAGUGAGGGGUUCACACUGGGGAAGGUGGGAGGCUUUUCCUCCAUCAGGGUUUCUGGUGGGCAGAGCGAGCCCCGGGCUUUCGAUUCCUCCUGGGCACACGCAGAGACCCAGGCGUUUACUGCAGCUGGGGGGGUGAGGCAGGAUCCCCGUGAGUCCCACCUCACCCCUAGCUAGACCCCUCUCCCCACCCCAUCAGCCAACAAAAGGGCCAGAGUAGGAGGGAGGGAAAGGUGGGAAGAAGAAGAGGGGGUGAGAGUGGGAGCGUCUCCUCUCUGUGCAGCUCCGAGGUUGCAGCCCUUGGUCCCGCAGGCAGUGGGGGGACCCGUCACACGUGGCUGCUGGCUCAGCAGGGCAGAGGGACCUGGGGGCGGGGGCGGGAGACAUUUGUCCUGACCGCCUCCACCCUGUGGGUAGAGAUUGUGAGGCUGCGAGCGCCUGGGAGCAGGUGAGACACUCGCCCAGGGCAGUGGCUCUGUGGUAUUUUAAACAAUACAGAGAAACACAAAGGAGAAAACAGCAAUUUGUCCCCUUUCCAGCAGAGUCGGAAUUAACAACCACGUCAGUGUCUUGGCUAAUUUUCUUGCACGGUUUUUAAAAGAAAAAUUUCUCUAUUUACUCUGUAAAACCGAUACGCGGUCAUUUAAAAUAAAUGAAAAUGUGAGAUAGCCCAACACAGAGGAAAACUUUUAAAUCUGCGAGUGCCACCUCGGAAACAGUGGGGACUUCAUGGGAGCACGUGGCCCCAAAGGAAGAUCCGGACCGCGGGAGAACAGGGCCUUCGGGCCAUUGUGGGUUGCCAGCUGUGAACGUUUAUAGCAUCACAGCCCUUUGCUUACUUGGCAGUCGCUGUUACUGCCUUUCCCCAGGUUGUAUGUUUUGGGGGAGAGCGCUCCUGUUAGGAAGUGUCACCCCACGUCUCUCCUGAUCUCUGCUCACACAGCCGGCCGUGUGGCUUUCACCAAGAUGUCAGGACUGGCUGGCACGCCCCCAAAUCUAUGCUUGGGGAAUUCCCUGGUGGUCCAGCGGUUAGGUAUCCGCGCUUUCACUGCCAAGGGCUCAGGUUCAAUAUCUGGUUGGGGAACUAAGAUCCUGCGAGGUGCGUGGCAUGGCCCAAAAUAAAAUUUUUUUUUAAAUUUAAAAAUUAAGAAAAAAAUUAAACCAAAUCUAUGCUUGACAUGGGAAGGUCUUUCCUAAGCAGACGUCUGUUUUUCUCAUCAAUUCUUGAUAGAUGUGGUGAUGGAUUCGGACACACCGGCCACAGCCUGGCAGCUCCUUUUCUGCCCCAGGCCAGGUGGGCCCAGGCCCACCCUCUCGGCCUCUUGGUCCGGCUCCCCACCCCCCGUGCUCAGUUGCCCCAGAGAACCUGCAGACGGGCUGUGCCCAGGAGCCAAGCCUCAGCUGCUGGAGGCUGCUUGGCCAGCAGGACAGGGUCUGCUCCACAGGGGCCUGGCCUGGACAUUUGCCGGGCAGGGCCACCUGUCUGCCCUGCUCACCUGCAGCCUCAGUUUCCCUCAGAGCUAAGCCGCCUCUAUCCAGCCAGCCCCCUAGGGCACCCAGGCACUAGCAGCCCGUUAGCCGCCCGCUGGGGGGCUUUGGCACUGAGCCGUGGAGGUCCCUGCGAAGGGAAGGGGGCCACCUCGUCCCAGAGCCUCGGUUGCAAGCAGAACCCCCAGAGCCCACGCACAGGGACAGGCACGGGCUGCGAUGCUCGGGAAACGCUGGGCUGGGCACCAUCCACCUGCAACGCCUCUUCGGAGCCGGGCAGGGGAGGGAGGGCAGCUUGGCUCUGCUGACCUUCAAGGUCUGCUGUGCUCAGGGGGUCCCUCCUGGGCUGGAGACACAGGGGUGGCGGUGGGAGGGCAAAGCCCGGCUCUGCACCGGCCGGGAGCCCCGCUGGCCUUGGCAGGAUGGGGCGGGGGCAGUUCUCUCACCCGCCCACCC
Orcinus orca (killer whale) is the source of this 7635-nucleotide messenger RNA. It is a transcript of the gene C18H13orf46, whose product is annotated as chromosome 18 C13orf46 homolog. The transcript is spliced from 3 exons. Lineage: Eukaryota; Metazoa; Chordata; Mammalia; Artiodactyla; Delphinidae. The record is from RefSeq and is a predicted model, not a curated record. Bases 3047 to 4021 code for a protein of 324 amino acids.